Messenger RNA from Cavenderia fasciculata, 2454 nucleotides. RefSeq lists its product as uncharacterized. NCBI's taxonomy places the organism in Eukaryota, Evosea, Eumycetozoa, Acytosteliales, Cavenderiaceae. The record is from RefSeq and is a predicted model, not a curated record. The transcript is spliced from 2 exons. Bases 1 to 2454 code for a protein of 817 amino acids.
AUGGAAGAUGUAAACAACUAUGAUAGAGAUAAUAAAAAGAUUAAAAGACGACUACUAUCAAAUCAAUCUUUAUUCUCAAGAAUAUUGAAUCAAACGUAUCUUAGAAAACUGAUAUUCAAUCAUGUUAGUUCUAUUCACAAACAGUUGAAUAUUAAAGUUGUUAGAUUAUCAUCUCUCUUUUUACCUAUACAAUACAUUCAAUAUGGUUUGAAUGAUCUAUUCUUUAAACAUAUAGAUUUACUUUGGAGUUUGAUGUUUGCAUCAUCUAAUGGUGUAUAUAGAAAUGAUCAUGCUGAUAAACUAACUAGAAUAAUGUCAACAGCAAUUCAUUAUAAUAAUCAUCAAGUAUUGGAAUACCUAUUAAAUAGAAUCAAGAAUGAAAUGGAUGAAUUUAAAUCGACACCCAUUACAAUCUACUUUGAUUACGCUAAAGAAUCAACUAAUGAAAAGAUACAUUGUCUUGGUUUAAAGAUAUUCAAGUUAUUGUCAGAUGAUAAUAUAUUGAUUGAAUCGGAUAUAUUAAUACAUCGGAUGGCAAAGACUGCAAUCAUUGUGAUUGGUGAUGUUGAUGUAAUUAGAAAUUGGUUCAAGAGAUACAAUCUUUCAGACCUCAAGAAUCUAUUUACAAUGUACCCAACAACAAAAGCCAAAGGUAUACCAACACUCUUUGAUUUAAUCAACAAAAAGACAGAUAUCGAAUUGAUCGAACUAUACAAUGUUGUGAAAAUUGUCAACAAGAAGAUGGAUAAAAGGAGUAGAAUGGAGAUUAUCUUGCAAGCAUUGGUGCAAGACCGUAUCAAAGUAAUCAUGCAUAUCAUUAAUGAUGGAAAAGCCAAGAAAUGGAAAAGACCUCUUGAUGCACUUCUCUUUUCACCAUACUCUUCCAAAAAGACACAAGAUUAUGAGAGAAUGAGAGCUCUCAAAUUCUACGGCAUCAAAUUCUGUUGGAAAUACGACUAUGUCGACCAAGAAGGAUUGACGCACAAGAUUAACAAUGGAACAGAUAUUGACUAUCUACGAUACAUUACAUCGCCACAAGUAUCGACACCUGCCGAUUUCAAAGUACAUGUCUCACGUUGGAAUUUUGCAAAGUCACUGGAAUCUGGAUGCCAAGAAGCAGUCUCGUUUAUACUAGAUUGUGUGCAAAAGGAUAGUACAAUUCGAAUCGACUGCAUUGCCACCGUGUUUUUUAAUCCAAUAUUUUGCUCACGUCAUUAUAUCGAUCUCUUGUCAGCACACGUCAUCAAUUCUGGUUCAUAUCACCCAUCAAAUCUCGUACAAUCAACACUCUUACAAGCACCAAAAGGAAAAGAGUAUGCAGAACUAGACUACCUUCUCAAAUCAAAGUUUGCUCAAAAAUGUCACAUUGAUUUUGCAGGCUCUGUUGGAUUCAUCAUUGACAAGUAUGGUGGUGACAAUGAUUUGUUGGAGAGACUGGUGGCACAUGCUGAAGGAUUUCCAAAAAAGUGUGGAUUCCCAUUCGAAUCGGUUGAAAGGUACACAGAGCAAGAUUACCCUGGACGUGAUCAAUUCAUAUCAAUCGUUGAAAAGGCACUUGCACAAUCACCUUUUUUAAAAUCGGAAUUCAAACAGAGGGACAGAAUAGAUGAACCCAUUUUAUAUGUACCCAAACAUAAUAUCGAGCGCGUCCUCAUUCCAUCACUUCUCAAAAAGAUUAUCAACCAAUAUUGUCGAUUUAGUCUCCAAGCCAUUGACAAUUCAAGCAUGAGACUAUGUAGACAUAUGUUUCAGUUCAUCUAUGGCGCCCCGAUCAAAUUCGAUAGUAUCAAUCCAUAUGAUCGUGUCACGAUCCUUUGUUUAAUGGUCGGUGCCGGUUACUAUCGAUUUGCAAAAGAAUUUAUCUUACACUUGAACAUGGCGAUUAUUGCAAUGGGUAACAAAAUGGAACAAUCAAUCGAUAUUUUAAUUCAAUUAUCCCUCCACUUGAUCAAGAAACCGUCACAACAACAAGCACUGGAGGAUAGUGAUAUUAACAUGCCAAUUGACCAACAAGUCGACUAUCAAGAAUUGGCAGAUCAAAUUUUAAAUCUCAUACCAGUUGAAUACCAACCAGAUAUUCUCUACCAUGCAAAAGAUUUGACAGACCUACAAUUAAUACCACUUUGGGAACGAUUCUAUUUGGAUUCAAACCUUGAAGGUUGGUUGGACCACCAUUCCUCACACCCUAUGUUUUUAAAGUACGAUCAAACAUUCUUUAAUCAUCUUGAAAGAUUGUAUCGACUCUAUCAAGAAUAUGGAAAGGAUCAAAAAAUGGAUCCACCACCUUUGGUUAUAACAUAUUUUAAAAUAUGGAAUCAAUGUUUGGAUAAAUAUUAUUACACCUUAAAUGACGAAAGCAACACAAUUGUCCGUCGUUAUACUCAACAAGAAUAUGAUGAUUUUAUCGAUUUGGCAACAUCAACUGGUUUCAUUCCUUUAAAACUUAUAAAAUAA